Molecule: messenger RNA, 750 nt
Organism: Cokeromyces recurvatus
Lineage: Eukaryota; Fungi; Mucoromycota; Mucoromycetes; Mucorales; Mucoraceae
Exons: 3
Coding region: 1-750 (249 amino acids)
Cellular component (GO): membrane
Molecular function (GO): serine-type endopeptidase activity
Source: RefSeq, a predicted model, not a curated record
AUGCAUUUAUUAGUUGGGUUAAGCAAUACUCAUCGAAGUAUAAGCCUAAGAAGUAUAUCCCAGCGAUAUUUAUCAGCACCUAUAAAGAUAAAUACACGAGCCUACGUCCGGCCACAUUAUUAUAAUUUAACUGAACAAAAAUCUUUUCUACAAAAUAAUCCCAUUAAACGAUUUAUAAAUAAUACAGACCCUAAUAAAGUACUUUGGACCGUCAUCGGUACUAAUGUUGGUGUCUUUUUAUUAUGGCAAUAUUCUUUCAGCUCAUAUAAACAAUUUGGUGAUGCUAAUUGGCUUAACUUUAUGGUUAAGAAUUUUGUUAAUUCAUCUGAGGCUAUUCAUAAUGGAAGAUAUCAUACAUUAUUGACUUCAUGUAUUUCACAUAAAUCUUUGGACCAUCUUGGAAUAAACAUGUUUGUUCUUUAUAGUAUAGGUCAAGGUGUAAUUGAAGCUAUUGGGGCAUCUCGCUUCUUAUUACUCUAUGCUGGUGCUGGUUUAGCUUCUUCAAUUAUAAGUAUUGGAUUUAAAAAAUAUAUUCGACCCCUGUUGUCAGAUAAGAACGAUAAACAAAUAAUAACUAAAGGAUCUAUGGGCGCCUCAGGUUCUAUUAUGGGUAUUACUACUUUCUUUGCUUGUGCAUUUCCAAAGACAACAUUUUUAGUUUUCUUUAUUGUACCUAUGCCUGCAAUAGCUGUUGUGGGCUUGUUUGCAGCUUAUGAUAUAUAUAAAGAAAUGACAUUAAAUGUAAGUUAA